AGAACUGCUUCUGGAUCUACUCAUUAUUGACUAGUGAGCGAGAUUUCAAAGGGAAACAUUAUUUGCAUAAUUAGCAUUACUGUUGAGUGGCAGUUGCAAAGAGACGAAGACGAAAAUGGGUGGUUUUGUUAAGCUAUUGGACUUGCUUCUUUUCAUCUACUUCUUCUUCAUGGCCAUUGUUGCACCACUCUUUGAUGGUCAAACUGCCCUUCCUAAACACAUAUUUCACCCUGUGUUGGUUGACCUAAAGAGCUGGUACACUCAAGAAUGUGGUGAUUAUUUGGUUUCUGAGAAACCCCAUUUCUUUGUUGGGUUAAUCUGGUUGGAGCUUCUCUUUGCUUGGCCCAUCUGCCUCCUUAGUCUUUAUGCCAUUGCAGCUGGAAAAUCUUGGAUUAAAACUACCUCCUUGCUAUAUGGUGUUUCCACUCUCACUUCAAUGGUGGCAAUACUAAGUGAAAUGAAGGGUUCCGAGAAAGCAUCAGACAAGUUGCUGAUGGUGUACUAUCCAUUUCUAGGAUUUGCUGUUUUAGCGAUUUUACGUGGUCUACUACCUCAUUCUAGCAAGAGUGUUAGCAUUGGAAAAGGAUCCACGAUAAGCAGAAAGAAGAGGGCUUAAUCUUUCAACGAAUUGAAGAGUUUGUAUUUCUUUUGGCAUUGAUCUUUCAAUUUCGACUCCAGAAACCAUAUCAAUUUUGGCUCUUUUUGAGUUUCCCUAGCUGAUAUAAAGUUAUGAUGCUUGUGUUGUGUAUGAA
This is a messenger RNA of Solanum tuberosum (potato), 752 nucleotides long. RefSeq names its product transmembrane protein 97-like. NCBI's taxonomy places the organism in Eukaryota, Viridiplantae, Streptophyta, Magnoliopsida, Solanales, Solanaceae. Gene Ontology annotation, cellular component: endoplasmic reticulum. The transcript is spliced from 2 exons. The record is from RefSeq and is a predicted model, not a curated record. The coding region runs from base 116 to 616 and encodes 166 amino acids.